UGGGCGCAUUCAGAGCAGGAUGUGCUGAGGGGGGAGCGGAUUACCAGACUUAUAACUGCUGGGGAGAGACGCCAUGCAGCGGCCGGGACUACCGCAGUGAAUUCUACUGGACUUUAUUUGUUUCCGGGAGGAGCGAAUGUGGCAGGCGGAUCUCGUGUCUUUUCAGAGGGGAAAUGAGUAACAGCGGAGUGCAGGGAGCCGGGACCAGGACGGCGGGCGUCGGGGCGAAUGGACCUGUGCCGGGCGGCCCGGUGGGCUCCACGCAGAGCCCGCCGCUCUCCCCGGUGGAGCUGGAGGAAGAGCCUCAGUCCUCUCUGACGGACGUCACCCAGAUGUGGAUUAAAUUUGCCAAGACGUUCGCCAUCAUCUUCCCCAUCUACGUGCUGGGAUACUUUGAGUUCAGCUUCAGCUGGGUGCUGAUCGGACUCGCCGUGUUUUUCUGGUGGAGGAAAAACCACGGCAGCAAGAACUACAGGAUAAACCGUGCCUUAGCUUUCCUGGAGCACGAGGAGAAGGCAGUGCGGCAUUGUGUAGCUACUUCGGAGCUGCCACCAUGGGUCCAUUUUCCAGACGUGGAGAGAGUGGAGUGGCUGAACAAGACGGUGAAGCAGAUGUGGCCGUUCAUCUGUCAGUUUGUGGACAAGUUGUUCAGGGAAACCAUCGAGCCGGCGGUGAAGGGCGCCAACCCUCACCUCAGCUCCUUCUGCUUCACCAAGAUCGACAUGGGCGACAAGCCUCUGAGAGUGAACGGGGUGAAAGUUUACACUGAGAAUGUGGACAAGAGGCAGAUAAUCAUGGACCUGCAGAUCAGUUUUGUGGGGAAUACAGAAAUCGAUGUGGACAUCAAGAAAUACUAUUGCAGAGCUGGGAUCAAAAGUAUACAGCUUCAUGGAGUGAUGCGGGUGGUGAUGGAGCCGCUGCUGGGCGACAUGCCUCUGGUCGGAGCCCUGUCCGUCUUCUUCCUCAAGAAACCCCUGCUGGACAUCAACUGGACGGGACUCACCAACAUGCUGGACAUUCCCGGUGUCAAUGGUUUGUGUGACAACAUCAUCCAGGACAUCAUCUACAGCUACCUGGUUCUGCCCAACCGCAUCACCAUCCCUCUGGUGGGAGACGCCCAGCUGGCCCAGCUCCGCUUCCCCAUGCCCAAGGGCGUCCUGCGGAUCCACUUCCUGGAGGCCCAGGACCUGCUGGGGAAGGACAAGUUCCUGGGCGGGCUGAUCAAAGGCAAGUCGGACCCGUACGGAGUCCUCCAGAUCGGAAACCAGCUGUUCCAGAGCAAAGUCAUCCACGAGACCGUCCAUCCCAAGUGGAACGAGGUGUACGAGGCCCUGGUGUACGAACACUCAGGACAGCACCUGGAGAUCGAGCUGUUCGAUGAAGACACGGAUAAAGACGACUUCCUGGGAAGUCUGAUGAUUGACAUGGCCGAGCUCCAGAAGGAACAGAAGGUGGACGAGUGGUUUGUGAUGGAUGAAGUGGCGACAGGGAAGCUGCAUCUCAAGCUGGAGUGGUUAUCUCUGCUCCCCACGCCCGAGAAACUGGACCAGGUGUUGACGAGCAUCAGAGCCGACCGCGGCCACGCCAACGACGGCCUCUCGUCCGCUCUGCUCGUGGUUUUCCUGGAUUCAGCCCGAAACCUGCCGCGCAAUCCGUUAGAGUUCAACCAGCAGGGGCUGAAGAAGGCCUCAGUCAGUAAGGCCAUCAAGUCUGGUAAAAAAGUGAGCAGCGAUCCCAGUCCGUUCGUCCAGUUCAGAGUGGGGCACAAAUCCUUCGAGAGUAAGACGAGAUACAAGACCAACGAGCCGGUGUGGGAGGAGGCCUUCACCUUCCUCAUCCACAACCCCAAAAGCCAAGAGCUGGAGGUCGAGGUGAAGGAUGAGAAGCACGAAUGCUCGCUGGGGACGCUGACGCUGCCGCUGAGUCGCCUGCUGGAGGCCCAGGACAUGACCAUGAACGAGCGCUUCCCCCUCAAGAACUCGGGACCGAGCUGCACCCUCAAGAUGAAGAUGGCGCUCCGGGUUUUGUGUCUGGACAAGAGCGCCUCCUCGUCCUCAGACUCCACCCCCUCCACCGUGCAGGUCCGCAAGGCCAGCACGUCCAACCCGAGCCCGACGCCGCGGCCCUCCGUCUCCUCCGACUCCCCCCAGCCUCCGGCCUCGGCCCCCGACAUCCCGCGCUCCGCCUCGGUGUCGGCGCAGGACCUGCUGAACCGGCACCGGGGCGAGCCCGAGGAGCCGGCCAGAUCCCUGGGAGGACUGGACGGCGGGCAGGGCAGAGGAGGGGCAGGAGGAGGAGGUGGAGGAGGAGGCCUGGCGGACGCCGGGAGGAGCACCUCCAACCUGGCCAUCUCAGGCUCCCAGCAGUACCUGGCAGGAAUCGGCGGCAAGGAGCCGACGCCCAGCAUCGCCUCGGACAUCUCCAACCCGUACGCCGCGCAGGAGCUGCAGCAGAGACUCCGGCAGCUGCAGAAUGGCUCAGGGCCCAGUCAUUUCCCUCUGGGUGAGAUCCAGCUGACGGUCAGGCACAGCUCCCAGAGGAACAAGCUCAUCGUCGUGGUGCACGCCUGCAGAAACCUGAUCGCGUUCACCGACCACGGGUCCGAUCCCUACGUCCGCCUCUACCUGCUCCCCGACAAACGCCGGUCAGGCAGGAGGAAAACUCACACGCAUAAGAAAACCCUCAACCCUGUUUACGACCAGAUAUUUGAGUUCAGUGUUUCCCUGGUGGAGCUCCACAGGAGAACUCUGGAUGUGGCGGUGAAGAACGGAGGAGGUCUGCUCUCCAAACACAAAGGCCUGCUGGGAAAGGUGCUGGUGGAUCUGACCUACGAGGACAUCGCCAAGGGCUGGACACAGUGGUAUGAGCUGAGUGAAGACGGCCUGACGAAGCCCCACCAACUGUAGGCGACAGCCGGAAGAGUCAUCACCACCAUCAUCAUCAUCAUCAUCGUCAUUUUUUUUUGUAUUAUUUUCAUUAUUUGUAUCUGUAUUAAAAAAAAAACAAAAAGAGCUUUUGAUAUUCAUUUACUCACAUCAGUCGCAAUGCAAUCUUCCCCUUUAAGAAAAGCUAAAGGACGUAUACCCAUAGAGCACCGUGUAGGGCAGUUACACUGAGUCUAUAUUCCAUAUUUAUAGAGGAAAUCGUUAAGGACUUGUAGAGGAAAACGAGGAUCUAUUUUUUUUUUUUUUUUUUGCUCUUGCUGUUACGAGCGACGCUGUACAACCUGUAAAUAUGUACAAUGAUGCUGGACAAAAACUGAAGGUAUAUAUUCUAGAGAUAAGAGAGAGGUGUGCUCUUUUUGCUCGGUGAAAGUGAUUGUUUGUAAAUUCUUUCUUUCUUUCUUUUAUUGUUUUUUUUAUUAUUAUUAUUAUUAUUGUUAAGAAAAUCGUCCUGGGCAGACUGUCGGAGGCAGGAGUGAAGCAGUUUGCGCCCGACGCCACCAAAGACACGACAAGUCUUUUUGUUUUAUUUUGUCGGGAACUCUCGGCACCGGCCUUUUUUUCACAGAUUAUUAAUCUGUGUGUGAUGGUGAGCAGGGUUGAAGGCGGUUUUGCUGCGCCACACAGAAACUAAAAGGCCUUUGCCAAGUGUUUCCUGUUUUCCUGUAUGAGUUUUAAUUUCUUUUUUAACCCAACAUUUGAAUAUUUGCACAUCUCUCGUCUGUGUUUUUUUUUUUUUUUUUUUUUUUUUUAAUUCUACCGGGGAUCAUGUGUAUUGUAAGUCACGUUUUAAGCCAUGUUCAGUUAAUCAUGUUUAACUUUGUUUGAUUGAUAAGUUGCAAAUAUGUCCAUUUGAACAGGUAAUUUCACAUCGGAGGAAAAAGACGUUUUAUUUUUUCAUAAAUGGAAAAAAAAGGGUGAGGAUAGUUUCAGUACAAUAUUUUCUGGAAAAAAUGGCAGCCCUUUGAAUUAUGACACAAGAAAAUUCUUUUAAAGAUACUUUAGCAAAAAAAAAAAAAAAUUAAAUUGGAUUUUUGUAGUAUUUUCUUUUUUUUGAGAGAUGAGAGAUUUUAAUAUUGUUUUGAAAUUACAUGUUGAAAUUGGCAUUUUUUUGCAGCGCCUCACAGCAUUUGAACAAAUCCGAGGUCAAAUCUGUCUGGACGGUCCGGAGUGAGUUUGUGAACGAACGUCAGUCUUAAUCCCUGCACUGUUACGGAGGACGAGCUGCUUUCAACACGUCCUUUUUUUUUUUUUUUUUUUUUAAGUGUGUGUUUUGUGUACAUAAAGCUGUCAGCAUGCACGUCAUAUUAUAAACACAACCUUUACUUUCCGCCAUGCCUGCUCAGAAAUAAGCCACACAUAUACGCACCGCCGCAGGAUUUAGGUUAAAGGGAUUCAUAAGUCGCUCUGCAUAUCCGAGCACACACACACACACACUCACACACACACACACACACACACACACACACACACACAAGGCUAACACAUUCAUGAUGUAUGUGGCCCUGCAGAGCCAAAGAGCAGUUAACUACAUCAGAAAAAUGCAAAAUUUCCAGGCAUGUAUGACUUGUAUGGUAUUUAAUUAGACAUCAAAACCCUAGUCAUGACCUUUGACCCUUAAAGUCGCCGGUGAGCUCUAGGCCUCUGUAGGGCAGCAGUGCAGUGAAAAUAUCAAGCGUCAGCAAAGUAUUUUAUAUAUCGUGUACACGGUGCCAUUAUGCAUUCAAUGUAUUUGUUUUUUUUUUAUUUGUUUUCCAGCUGUCUUGUCCUGUAUUUUUUUUUUUUUUUUUUAAGAAACUGUGUAUGUUUAAGCCAUUUGAUUUGGAAAAAAAAACGAUGUCUCUGGGGGUCGAGUGCGUCCUCCAAACGGCGGUUUGUCUUCUCCGUCUUCUUAAUUUAUCUUGUGCCUUAAAAAUCCACCUGACCCAGAUAUUAACAGUGUGUGUGAACAACAACAACAAGCAGACGCUGUUACUGUUUCCAUGUUUUGGGAAUGUCUCCUUUGAUGUCUUUAAAAAAAAAAAAAACUAUUAAAGAGCUGUUGCUGGGUGAGCAGCAUGAGGCUGU
Messenger RNA from Myripristis murdjan (pinecone soldierfish), 5009 nucleotides. It is a transcript of the gene esyt2a, whose product is annotated as extended synaptotagmin-like protein 2a. Gene Ontology annotation, molecular function: phosphatidylinositol binding; calcium ion binding; phosphatidylcholine binding. Gene Ontology annotation, biological process: lipid transport. Lineage: Eukaryota; Metazoa; Chordata; Actinopteri; Holocentriformes; Holocentridae. Gene Ontology annotation, cellular component: endoplasmic reticulum membrane. The record is from RefSeq and is a predicted model, not a curated record. The transcript is spliced from 24 exons. The coding region runs from base 174 to 2906 and encodes 910 amino acids.